Messenger RNA from Cyprinodon variegatus (sheepshead minnow), 488 nucleotides. RefSeq names its product ictacalcin-like. Bases 85 to 375 code for a protein of 96 amino acids. Gene Ontology annotation, molecular function: transition metal ion binding; calcium ion binding. Lineage: Eukaryota; Metazoa; Chordata; Actinopteri; Cyprinodontiformes; Cyprinodontidae. The record is from RefSeq and is a predicted model, not a curated record. The transcript has 3 exons.
UAUUAACCAUCAUUUAGAUCCAUUCCUUCAUCCCUGCAGGACUGCUUCCUUUGCAUCUCCUAACUUCUCAACCUGGCUGCCAUCAUGUCCGACAUCCAAAAGGCUAUGGCCCUCCUCAUCACCACCUUUACUAAAUAUGCCAGCAAGGAGGGAGACCAGCACACUCUGAAUAAAGAGGAGCUGAAGGAGCUUCUUCAGAAUGAAUUUGGAGACCUGCUGUGUAAAGCCAAUGACCAGGCUGCAAUCGACCGCAUCUUCAAGGACCUAGACACCAACAAGAGCAACAGCGUGGACUUCAGUGAGUUUGUCAACCUGGUCAGCUGCCUCACCCAGAUGUGCCAUGAGCACUUUGUUGGAAAAAAAAUAGUAGCCUGAGUGCCACCUUGAGGCCGUCUGAAAGAUCUGCCUCUAGAAAAAAAAGAAAUCACAACUCUUGAUUCACAUGAUUUUGUCAUUAAAAAAUAAAUAGUUUUUCCCCUCUCAAACAG